Molecule: messenger RNA, 4008 nt
Organism: Drosophila ananassae
Lineage: Eukaryota; Metazoa; Arthropoda; Insecta; Diptera; Drosophilidae
Exons: 1
Coding region: 1-4008 (1335 amino acids)
Biological process (GO): DNA integration; proteolysis
Molecular function (GO): nucleic acid binding; aspartic-type endopeptidase activity
Source: RefSeq, a predicted model, not a curated record
AUGCAGACCAACGAGGGUCAAAUCACAUCCACGUCUUCAAGCGAUCGCAACGAUCCAGACACGACAUCGGUGACUGCGAGUCACAUGUCACAGGCACUACUCACGCCAACCCUAUUGUCACAUGGGCAAGUAGGACGAACAUGUACUUUGCCAACUGCAUUGGUACACAUCCGCAACUCUCAAGGCACAUACACAAACUGCCGAGUGCUACUCGACACGGGCUCGGAGUUAUCAUAUGUAUCGGAACGCUGUAUUAAGGCACUGGGUCUUAAUCGGGCUCCUGGCCGGAUUCUCAUUUCCGGCAUUUCUUCAAUCAAGGCCGAUACCACGAGGGGAUUCAGCACACUCACGAUCAAGUCUCGAGUUUCUGAUCACUCGCUACAAGUAAAAGCUCACAUUCUAGGAAAAAUCACAUCUACGCUGGCAAGGGAAAACAUUGAUGCAUCUGCGCUUGAGAUUUUCAAUGGGAUUCCGCUUGCAGACACUGAAUUCAACUCGGCAUCGCCUAUAGACGUCCUACUAGGCACCGAUUCUGUAUGGGCUAUUUUAACCGGCAACAGGAAGCUGGAUGCGCAAGGCAACAUAAUAGCCAUUUCAACAAUCUUUGGAUGGGUUAUCACAUCGAUUGCGUAUCAAAAUCCAUCAAUCACCACGUCAUUUUUGUCUACAGUCGAUAUCCAUGCUACUUUACAAAGGUUUUGGGAAAUCGAGGACUCCCAAAUCACCACUCACCAUGAUCCUGAAAAUGUUAAGGUUGAAGAGCAUUUUCAAACCACGCACUCACGCGACUCCAAGGGAAGAUACACCGUAGAGCUUCCAUUCAAGGAUGCAGAUCCACAAUUCAGUGACACUCUGCAGGGAGCAACCCAACGCUUUGCUUCUGUGGAGCGCCGUCUACAUAGAGACACAGAUCUGCACUCACGGUAUGUACAAUUCAUGCAAGAGUAUAUUUCUCUAGGCCACAUGCGCCAAUUGAACCCUGACGAAAUUCUCACCAACGAUGGAAGGGUAUUCUACAUGCCACAUCACCCGGUACUUGGAAAGAAACUACGAGUAGUUUUUGACGGUUCAUUCCAAGAUUCUUCUGGUCAAUCUUUAAACGACACCCUGAACGUUGGGCCGAGCAUUCAACGAAACCUGUUCGAUGUAUGCGUACGCUUUCGCCUACAUAAAUACGUUUUUUCUGCGGACAUCAUCAAGAUGUUCAGGCAAAUUUGGAUCAACAAGCAUCACCGCAACUAUCAACGUAUCGUUUGGAGAGAACAUCCUUCAGCUCCACUUCUACAUUACCAACUCUGCACUGUAACCUAUGGCACUGCGUGUGCACCAUUUCUGGCUGUACGGGUUCUUGAGCAACUGGCCAGAGACUACCAACAUUUGUAUCCAACUGCUGCGCGCAUUCUUCUUGAAGAUUUCUACGUUGACGACGUUUUAACAGGAGCUGACACCGAGGAAAAGCUUCUACAAUACAAACAAGAACUAAUUCAACUAAUGUCAUGUGCUCAACUCGAGCUUGGAAAAUGGAUUUCCAACAGCAACCGCGUUGUCGACCCUGAGACAACAAUCACAAACAAUACAUCAUACAGUCCACUCGAAACUACGAACAAGGUUUUGGGAAUUCAUUGGCAACCGCACACGGACACAUUGGCAUACAAGGUAUCUUUGCCCAGCGAGGGAAGGAUUACAAAACGACAAGUUUUAUCAGACGUGUCUCGCAUUUUCGACCCACUUGGAUUGCUGGCUCCAGUGGUUAUUCAAUUCAAAAUCCUGUUCCAAGAACUUUGGGUUCUCAACUUAGACUGGGACAGCCCGCUACCGCUCAGCCUGGAAGAUUGGUAUCUCAAAUGCAAGAACGAUAUCAACACGCUCAAUGAACUUGAGGUUCCACGCUACAUUGGCAACUCUACUGACACAAUUGAAUUGCACGCCUUCUCGGACGCAUCUAUAAAAGCCUACGCCGCUGCCGUUUACAGUAGAGUCACUCUCCCUGAUGGUAACAUACAGGUUACUCUUAUUGCUGCAAAGACUCGUGUUGCACCGCUCAAAACACAAUCACUUCCACGCCUGGAAUUGUGCGGCGCACUGCUACUAAGUCGACUCAUCAACUCAGUCAAAGCUGCACUGAAAAACUACAACGUCACUGUUUACGCCUGGUGCGACUCUACCAUUGUUUUGGCUUGGCUCUCGCACAUACCUGCCAAACUAAAGACUUUCGUCGCAAACCGCACUGCCGAAAUCCUCAGCAUCAUUCCACGAGAUCACUGGCAACAUGUCAAAUCAGAUGACAACCCUGCUGACUGCGCUUCAAGGGGCAUGCUAGCUGCUGACUUAGUAAACCACAACCUAUGGUGGAAGGGCCCACACUGGCUAUACUCAACCGAAGCUGAAUGGGUAAAAACACCUAGCACUCCUCAUUCUAGUUUCAUUUCAGAUGAACAAGUCCAGGCUGAAGUAAAAGGUUCCGCUUUCACGACAAUGAGAACAUACAACACUGAAACCUCACUAUUGGAUGAACUGAUCGACCGUGUCUCCUCGUGGCCGAAGCUACUUCGUAUUCUCGCCUACGUUCUCAAGUUCAUCCGACGCACUCGCAGAAAAUCCAACACCGCUACGCUGACACUUGAGGAGAUCCAUGACGCACGGAUCCUGUACCUGCGCCAUGCCCAAGACGAAUUCCAAGCUGACUACAAGCGACUCCUCAACCAGCAAGAUUUGGGAAACAAAUCAAAAUUGCGCACCCUCUCACCGCAAAUCGACAAACAUGGACUCCUGCGAGUGGGUGGCCGCUUAGGUAACUCAGAACUGCCAGCGGAUGUGCAGCAUCCAAUAAUUAUGCCCAAAUCUCAUCGCAUAACGAAACUCAUUCUGGAACAUGAGCACCGGAUUCACUUACAUCCUGGAGUAUCGGCGUUAUUCGUGAUCGCACGCCAACGCUACUGGGUGUUUGGCGCACGCAACCUCAUUCGAAAGAUCACGCAUGACUGUCUAAAAUGCUUUAGACAACGGCAACACACAUCUCACCAAUUCAUGUCAGAUCUGCCGUCUGUCCGGGUUCGGCAGGCAUUUCCGUUUGCAAACACUGGCUGCGACUACGCCGGGCCAAUCACCCUCAAGGUCCACAAGGGACGAAAUCCACGCAAGGAAAAGGGUUACAUCUGCCUAUUUGUAUGCCUAGCCACUUCUGCCUUGCAUUUGGAGUUGGCUACAGAUCUUACAACCGACACAUUCUUGGCGGCACUCAGACGAUUCAUCUCUCGCCGCGGGAAAUGCUUGCAAAUGUAUAGCGACAACGGGAGAAACUUCGUCGGGGCAAAAAGGGUAUUAAACGAAAUGCAAACUCUUCUGAAGUCAGACGAACACAACAACACCGUACUGAAGGCCCUGGCAGACGAAGGAAUCAACUGGAAUUUCAUUCCCCCCCAUGCACCACACUGGGGUGGCAAAUGGGAAUCAGCUGUGCGCUCUGUCAAACUGCAUCUUCAUAGAGUCAUUGGCAAGAAUGUCCUCACCUUUGAGAAAAUGCACACACUUCUCGCCCAAAUAGAAGCUGUGGUCAACUCACGUCCACUAUUCUCAACUUCGGACACUGAGGUCAACUAUCUGUCGCCAGCACACUUCCUCAUUGGUCGUCCCUACACGACAGUACCAGAAGGCGAUCUAUCAAAUGUACCAAUCAACCGUUUGGAUUAUUGGCAACAGACUCAAGCUAUGCUGCAAGGCUUCUGGAAACAAUGGCACAUGGAAUAUCUUACAUCACUCCAGCAUCGGCCAAAGUGGAUGAACAAAUCGGUCAACAUGGCCAAAGAUGACAUCGUGCUCCUUAAGGAUUCUCACACCCCGCCAGCAGCAUGGCCUCUCGGAAGAGUCAUCGAAACGUAUCCAGGAAAGGAUGGAAUGGUCCGCGCUGUACGACUUAGGACUCCAACUGGAGAAACCACCCGUCCAAUUGUCAAGCUCGCCCUAUUACCAAAUUCUGAAACAGUGUUUCAGGGGAGGCCGGGAUGUUGA